AUGGCAGACGCAAAAGUGGAACAGGAAAAAGCUGAAGAUGGGCAGGAAAACGCUCACCACGCUGCCCCUUCGAAAAAUUCAAUUAAAGUCAAACGUGGAGAAUAUCAAGUUCACAUUUACUUAGAAGAAGCUCGAGGACUAGUCCCAAAUAAAGAAGGGUAAUUACGAAUUAGUGAAACAAUAGAUCCAGUAGUAACCUUUACAAUUUUUGGUCAAACUAAGUUCACCAAGCCAAAAGACGAUAUCUCGGCAGGCUCAGUAGUAACCUGAGGUGAGCAUAUUUUUUUUACCAGCCCAAUAUUAGAAGUAGAAGAGGUCGAGUCACAAAAAAUCCUUAUUGAGGUUAGGGAUCAUCGUUUUAUGCUCAAAGACUCUUUAAUAGGUCUUUAUGAGCUAGACUUAAUGUACGUCUACUAUCAAGAAAAGCACGCAGUUGUCCAUCAAUGAAUCGCGCUAUGUAAUGCUGAAUCCAAAGAUUUUCAAACCGUUAGAGGCCAUAUAAAGGUAGGCAUCUGUGUCCAGUCAGAAGGAGACGAAGGUGCAGACCUGACAGCUAGAGAAGAAAAAGAGCCAAAAGAUUCAGACACUCUUAUGCCUCCACAAGUUAUUCAUAAAUCAUGCCAACUGAUAGUUAGAAUUAUAAAAGCUGAAGGACUGCCUAAGCUUGAUAUAGCUAAUGGGACAAUUGAUGCAUUUUGUCAAUUAGAGUUUGGUGGGGCUUCAAUAAAAACUUCUAUAGUCACAGCUGAUAAAAACUUUUAUUCUUCUAAUUGGUACGAAGAUUUAUAUGUUCCAGUUACUCUUCCAUCUGUAAGUAACAAACUUACUAUAAGGGUCCUUGAUCAUGAUCCUAUGAACAAAGAUGACCAAGUCGGAUCCUUAAUCUUCAAAUGGGACGAUAUAGAAGCAGGAAAGUAUUCCGACUACUUCUGGAGCAAUAUUUAUGGCGCCCAAAAAGACCUAUCUAAUGAGCAAGCGACAAGGAUGAACAAUAACCCUGACCUCGCCUCAAACUGACGUGGGAGAAUCCUUAUGAAAAUGGAAGUCACAAACCCUGAAAAGCCUUGCUUAGAUCUAAAAAAAAUUGAAGAAAAAGGCAUCAAUGAUUUUAUUAGAAAAAACUAUGAAAUUGAAACUACUUAUGAAAUCCGUGCACAAGUUUAUACUGCAGUAGGACUUUCAACAGCUUGUAAUAAAUAUUCUGUUGUAGUAAGUUGGAGUGGGAAAGAAGUAGAAACAAAAACUUUGAAGCCAGAAAACGGAAAAUGUGACUGGUUUGAGCUGCUGAAACGAAAAACUGUGAAAAUUCCUGGAGAGGCUACUAAAACACUCCCUGAUAUUAUGGUUAGGUUAGGCUAUUUAAAGUCAGGCUAAACCAUAUUGGUGAUGCAGUCACCAAAGACCUCCCAUAUGGAAGGUUCUACUGCUUUGCGACUCCAGCCCAGAGAGAGUAUCCACCAAAAACUGGUGCCACUUUUGGUACCUUCUGUCUCUUCUUACCUUGCAACUUCUGUAUUGAGUUGAAGGCUUAUGGGUUUUUGCGGCGGGGCAAUUGGAAUAGCUUGACUCAAAUUUCAGCUCUUUGGAGUCUGUCGGGUGUCGAAGUGCCUUCAUUCGAUAGCUACAGGAAAAAGACUGCUCCGCUGCUGCCUGGGCCGAAACUGGAUCCAAAGGACGUUGCCGGGCAUCUCCAUUUUCAACUUCAGGAAAGCAGCCAAAACCUACCCAGAUAUACAUACCUCAGGCUGCACUUGUUGCUUGACUCUGCGGCCAUAAGGUCUGGACCGUUGCACAAAGAGGGAAGAUUGGCACGUGUCGCAAUUUUAAUUUCAUUCCCCUGAUAUUAUGGUAUUUUUGAAAUAUGAAGAUAGUCAUGUGUGUUUUGCAAGGCUAAAUCCUUAUGAUUGGCAAGAUUUAAAAGGAGAAGCCAGAUGGAUAGCAAUGUGUCCGGAAAAAUCAAUAGGGAAGAUAAAGAAUGACUGGGAAGGAGGCUAUAUUUUAUUGAGGCUUUAUAUAGGAGCUUUUGAUGAUGAGUCUGAAAAUCUGACAAUCGGAAGAUGGAACGUCCCACCCAGAAUCAAGAAUAAACAGUCAGUUACACUUAUUAUUAAUCUUUAUCAAUGCAGAAGUCUUCCUAUUGCAGAUUCUGAUGGAGAGUCAGACCCAUAUAUAAAAGUAUACUGUUACGGUAAUGAAGUAAAAUCUACAACAAAAAUGCACACUUUAAACCCUAUGUGAUACGAAACCCUUCAAUUGAAAUUCGAAAUUAUGUCAAUGAAAGACAACCCACCCAUCGUUAUUUAUGUGUUUGAUGAAGAUCAAUAUAGCGCUGACGAUCUCAUAGGAAUGUGUGUUGUUCCUCUCCAAGAGUCAGCAAUUGAUUAUUCAGAUGCAGCUGCUCCUGAAUGGCGACCUCUAUCAUUAGGCAAAACCAAUUCUAAUUGUGGAGAAAUUUUGGUAUCAUUUAAUUUAUACAAAAGAGAAGAUGCGCAGCCUGAAUAUAAUAUUUUUCCUAAAUGCAUUGAGACUAUCGUAGAAAUUAACUGCUUAGGGCUCAGAGAUAAUUAAAAUAUGGCGUCUUCGUCUGGGCAUGGCCUCCGGCCAUGCAGCCUCGACUCAUAUUUUAAUUAUAUCCGGCAAGGUUUUGCCAUUUCGGAGAUGGAUGGCAAUGCUAGGUAAGCAAUUCUGGUGGAGUACAGAGCCUAGCCCUAGUCUACUCUCAGAGAUGGUUUUUUCCUCGUGGGGAAGGAAAGCACGGCAGUUGGAAAGGGGAAGCCCCAGCAGAGUCCACACGACCCAUCGGGCAGCUCCCUAGCGUGAAACUGGGCGUUACGUCCCAGGCUACGUGUUUUUCCUUUUUGCCGAAAGCCUACCAGAAAAUCCAUUUUUUGGGUUUUCGGAAUGGCAACCCAUGUCACAAGCAAGUAGCUCAUUCAUGAGCCGUCGAAGCCGGCAACACUUGCCCCUAGGCGCACCUUGGUGAACGAAGCGGACCGGCCCAGAGGUCUGUGGGCCCGAUGCGACGAAAGGCGAGAGGAGGUCUGGGCUUAGCCAACCCCGCAGUGGACGUUAAGCGUUAUAAUUAGUAAGUUAAGUUAAGCUUAGGGCUCAGAGAUUUGGUGCCAGCUUUAGGGUGGCUCCCAAUUAAUAAAGCAUUCGUUAAGUUCGAUAUGAAUUCUUUACAAGUCCCAGGUGAAAAUUUAAUGAUCAGAAAUAUUGAAACUCAGCCGUCUGAGCCAGGGAGAAACCCGAAUAUCAGCUCUAUCGUAAAAUUUGAUUGCAAAAUGCCUGUAAAUAAGCUAUUUUGUCCUACACUUUCUUGCAAUGUGUACGAUAACCUAUUUAAAGGUCUUUCACAGCCUCUCAUUGGAACUUUUGCUAUAAAUCUAGGCGAAAUUUAUCAUAAAAGCCGUGCAAAGCGUAGAAGCAAGAAAAAGCACCCAUUAGAAGAAGACAAAGAAAUCGAUACAAGAGAAGAAAAAAAUGAUUUAAUCCCAGUCAGAAUGAGAAAACCGACUGUUGCAGAAGCAGUAGAAGGGAAAUUUGUCAUAAUGCCUGAGUAUGAAGUAAACUCUGAAGGCAAACCAAUCGAGAUGAAUCAGCCCUGCGACAGCUAUAUUCAGCUUGGCUAUGAUCGUAAAGCUGGCGACAAUAUUAUGCAUUACCGCUAUAUAUGUGAUGACGAGCUAGAGAACACAGACUAUAUUGACAAAUGCCCGUUUGAAAAAUUCAGCAUAAAAAGAGGGCAAGACAAAGGCGUCGAAGAUAACUGGCUCCUUAUGUUGUCAGCCAACAAAGAUAAAGAAGGGAAUUAUAGCACUUUAAAAGAGACUGGAAUUUUUAAAGGGUUAAUAAGGGUUUCUAGAAAGUCGAAAGAAGAAGAAAGAGAAGCAAGAAAAACAAUGGAGCAUAAAAAGACAGACUUAAUUACCGGCCGCCUUGCUAAAUCAGGGAAACUCGCUUAUACUGAGCUGGCUGCUGCUGUUUUGUCAAAAAAAAUGGGAAAAGAAGAGAUGGAAACUGAAGAUUCUGAUGAGGAAGAGCUAGAGCACUUUGAAAGUGUAAGAAAAAUGCUGCUUGUAAAAACCCAAGUUAUUGUAAGGCUUUAUAUUAUUGAUGCUAUGAAUUUGGCGCAGAAAGACUGGAAAAGUAACUCAGACCCUUAUUUGCGUAUCAAGCUGCAAGAUCAGGUCAUUGAUGACUCUGAAAAUUUCCAAGAAGAUGAGCCAAAUCCGAAGUUCUGAAAAGUUGUUGACUUAAAAACGACACUUCCUGGAGCAAGUCGAAUAAAAAUCCAAGUUUGGGAUAAAGAUAAUGUACUAAAAGACGAUAAAAUAGGGACUACUAUUAUAGACCUUGAAGACAGGUACUUCUCUACGAAAUGGAGAAACUUAAAAGAAAAGCCUAUCGAAACCCGCACGCUAACCCACCCAUCUACAAAAAUAAUUCAAGGACAAAUAAGACUCUGGCUUGAGAUGUUUUCUACUAAUGAGGCUCCUGCCCCAUGGGACAUUUCUCCACGCCCACCGACUGCAUUUGAGGUUCGCUUAGUUGUGUGGCAAACUAAAGGGGUAGCCAGCUAUGAUACUGAAGAUACCUCAGAUUUAUAUGUCAGAGCAUGAAUCAAUGAUGAACACCCUAAAGAAACUGACACCCAUUACCGCUGCCAAAAUGGAAAAGGCUCUUUUAACUGGAGAAUGAAGUUUCCACUAUUAAUGCCACGUGAUAAUUGUUAUGCCAAUAUUCAAAUCUGGGACCGUGACAUGCUUUCUGCAAAUGAUUUUAUAGGAGACGCAAGUUUCAGCUUCUCUGAGCUCGCCAAAAAAGCUUUUGAAAAACAUAUGAGAGUUAAGAAAGAAGCUGAGGCUGGGAUGUUUGAUUUUCUUACAAAAAACGAAAAAGAUAAGAUCUGGCUGCCUUGUAAGCGAAGAAAAGAUGAUGGAAGUUUUGAGAAUGUCGGCAACGUUUUGGUAUCGUUUGAAAUAAUUCCGAAAGAAAAAGCAGAGGCUUGCAAAGUAGGAGAAGGAAGAGAUGAGCCUAAUGUAGACCCAUACUUGCCACCGCCAUUUGGGAGGUUUAAGUGGUCAUGGAACCCAAUCACUUUGAUUAACCAAACCUGUGGGCCAGAAUUUCGAGCAAAAAUAUGUUGUGCGUUUUGCUGUAUUUUAUGCUGCUAUAUCUGCAUAAUGCUGCAAACUCCAAGGUUCCAAGCAGCAUUAAGAGUCAGGCUGAAAGCAGGAGGAGAGCUAUCUUGGUAGAAAUGCUGACAUACACAGAGACUCUAGCAGCUGAACGAGUCUUCGUAGAAGACUCGUCUCGGGUGAAACGUAAAAAGAGGAAGAGUCCUAAUAUAUAACUAAUUAAUUAAUCUGCAUAAUGAUUUUGCCAAUGAUAAUAGGCUCAAUUGCUGGCAAUGCGAGCAAAAAGUCUUAA
Blepharisma stoltei is the source of this 5433-nucleotide messenger RNA. The record is from the annotation of a GenBank genome assembly. Lineage: Eukaryota; Ciliophora; Heterotrichea; Heterotrichida; Blepharismidae.